CUGCAGGUUGUUUGUUCCGUAUUUACUGCAGAUUGACAAACCACUACGACCUUGACAUUCUGACCGGGCGUGCGCACGCGGAGGCGUGUCCACGGACUCAAUGGGAAGAUAAAAUGCGAGCGCACCUUUACUCGUCCCCGCUUCCCCUUUCGAACAAGUGGACAGACAGAGGCUAUACAAGAACGAGGACUAUACCAUAUCAGGCAAAAUGGUGAAGAUUGGGAUCAAUGGAUUUGGGCGUAUUGGGCGUCUGGUGACCCGUGCCGCUGCCAAGGGCGGCAAGGUUGAGGUCGUCGCCAUCAAUGACCCCUUCAUUGACCUGGACUACAUGGUCUACAUGUUCAAGUAUGACUCCACCCACGGUGUUUGGAAGGACAGCGAAGUGAAGCAGGAAGGUGGAAAGUUGAUCAUUGGCAAUCUGCACAUCACAGUUUUCCAUGAGAGGGACCCCACCGCCAUCAAGUGGGGCGAGGCUGGCGCGGACUACGUCGUCGAGUCGACUGGUGUGUUCACCACCAUCGAGAAGGCCUCUGCUCAUCUGCAGGGAGGUGCCAAGAGGGUCAUCAUCUCCGCCCCCAGCGCCGACGCACCCAUGUUCGUGAUGGGCGUCAACCACGAGAAGUACGACAACUCCCUGAAGGUUGUCAGCAACGCCUCCUGCACAACUAACUGCCUGGCUCCCAUCGCCAAGGUUAUCAACGACAACUUUGGCAUCGUUGAGGGUCUCAUGAGCACAGUUCACGCCGUCACAGCCACACAGAAGACCGUUGACGGGCCCUCCGGUAAGCUGUGGAGAGAUGGACGUGGUGCCAGCCAGAACAUUAUCCCCGCAUCCACCGGCGCCGCCAAGGCCGUGAGCAAGGUUAUCCCCGAGCUGAAUGGCAAGCUAACUGGCAUGGCCUUCCGUGUCCCCACUCCCAAUGUGUCCGUGGUUGACCUGACUGUCCGUCUUGAGAAGGCCGCGCCUUAUGACGAGAUCAAGAAGGUCAUCAAGGCUGCUGCUGAAGGACCCAUGAAGGGAAUUCUGGGAUACACAGAAGACCAGGUGGUGUCCACAGACUUCAACGGCGACUGCCGCUCCUCAAUCUUUGACGCCGGCGCAGGCAUUGCCCUCAACGACCACUUUGUCAAGCUGGUCUCAUGGUACGACAAUGAGUUUGGCUACAGCAACCGUGUUGUUGACCUGUGUCUGCACAUGGCCUCCAAGGAGUAAAGUUUCCACACCACACUUCCAACCAAUCACGACCUCUUCCUUCUCCUGAACGGACACCCCACCAGUCCGCUGCCAGAGAGCCUGUAGUGAACUCAACUCAAUGGGAACAUUUUUAUAAGUCACACCUCUGUUCUGUUCAGUGAGGAUUGAGUAUUUUUGCAUGCAGAAUAUUUCUGUUUACUACACUGGCUUAAUUUGCACUCCUUCACAAUAAAAGUCCUGUUAUUGAACAAUCA
Messenger RNA from Oncorhynchus kisutch (coho salmon), 1449 nucleotides. Its product is annotated as glyceraldehyde-3-phosphate dehydrogenase. Lineage: Eukaryota; Metazoa; Chordata; Actinopteri; Salmoniformes; Salmonidae. Gene Ontology annotation, molecular function: NAD binding; glyceraldehyde-3-phosphate dehydrogenase (NAD+) (phosphorylating) activity; NADP binding. The record is from RefSeq and is a predicted model, not a curated record. Gene Ontology annotation, cellular component: cytosol. The coding region runs from base 209 to 1213 and encodes 334 amino acids. Gene Ontology annotation, biological process: glucose metabolic process; glycolytic process. The transcript has 12 exons.